Molecule: messenger RNA, 2203 nt
Organism: Danio aesculapii
Lineage: Eukaryota; Metazoa; Chordata; Actinopteri; Cypriniformes; Danionidae
Gene: atp1b3a
Product: ATPase Na+/K+ transporting subunit beta 3a
Exons: 7
Coding region: 219-1055 (278 amino acids)
Biological process (GO): intracellular sodium ion homeostasis; sodium ion export across plasma membrane; intracellular potassium ion homeostasis
Cellular component (GO): sodium:potassium-exchanging ATPase complex
Molecular function (GO): ATPase activator activity
Source: RefSeq, a predicted model, not a curated record
CCUCUUCGUUCCAUCCCCCACAACAUAACAUAACGUGCUGCUGUCGGUCCGGAUUGUUGGACCAGUUUGGAAUCGGGAGCAUUGCAGCACAUUUGGAGAGGUCAGAGGCCGGAGGAUCUUCGCUCCUUCAUCAGGGCAUCAGCCCAGUGAUUUCAGCCUCCUCAGACCAGGUCAAACCACACCGCUUCUUUCUCAUCAGCUGCGCCUAACAUUUCAGCAUGUCUAAAAAGAGCGAAAAUCCAGCGGAGGGUAAAGAGCCCGAGAGCAGCUGGAAAGAUGCGAUCUACAACCCCAGGACCGGAGAAUUGUUCGGCCGGACCGCGCGCAAUUGGGGCCUCAUCCUGCUCUUUUACUUGGUCUUCUAUGGCUUCUUGGCUGCCAUGUUUGUCUUCACUUUGUGGGUGAUGCUUCAGACACUGAAUGACGACACACCAAAGUAUCGAGAUCGUGUUGCGUCCCCAGGAUUGGUUAUCAGGCCAAAUUCUUUGAAUAUAGAGUUUAACAGAUCGGAUCCCUUUGAAUAUGGCCAGUACAUCCAGCAUCUAGAAUCGUUUCUGCAUCAAUAUAAUGACUCGGAACAAGCCAAAAAUGACUUGUGUAUGGCGGGACAGUACUCUGAGCAGGAUGGGGAACCUCUGAAAAAGGUUUGCCAGUUCAGGAGGAGUUUUCUGCAUAGUUGCUCUGGGAUGGAGGAUACCACCUUUGGCUAUGCUAAAGGACAGCCAUGUGUUAUUGUUAAGAUGAAUAGGAUUAUUGGUCUUAAGCCAUCUGGAGAUCCGUACAUCAACUGCACUUCAAAGAGUGUGAAACCUCUCCAGAUGCAGUAUUUCCCCCAUGAGGGGACUAUUGAUAGGAUGUACUUCCCAUACUAUGGGAAAAAGACACAUAAGGGUUAUGUUCAGCCUUUGGUUGCUGUAAAGCUGUUGCUUAAGAAGGAAGACUACAACUCCGAGCUGAUUGUAGAGUGCAAGGUUGAGGGCUCCAACCUCAAAAACAAUGAUGAGCGUGACAAGUUUCUAGGCCGCGUCACCUUCCGGGUCCUGGUGACCGAAUAAAGCAGUUGCUGGUGCGGACGCUGAAGGGGAACUUGUGCUACUUUUCCUCCCUGUUGUCUCUGAUCUCCUUUUAAGCCCUCGAGUGUACGUCCUGCUGGUCCUCAGCAGGACCUAAAGGACCUGAUUUAACUCUCCAGACAGGCAUGACUGAUUGAUUUUUGUUAAUGAAUCCCUCUCACCGUGUCUUAACAGGAUCCCUGUUUAGUCUGCUGUCAAGCUCCUCCUCCUGCUGAGCGUCACCGAACAUUUAAUUGAAUUUUAACCCAGGGCCUCGCAUUCCCUAGAUGUUUUGAAUUCUUUAAUGUUGUACACUUAAAGGAACACUCAACCUUUUGAGACAUAGGCUCGUUUUAUGGCUCCCCUAGUGUAUUUUUGAAUUUAUUCAGUAAAUCUGUGGUUCUAGCUCAAAAAUUAGAUGCAGUUUAAUUAUGCAGCUCCCAGAAUUAUUUUCCUACUCGGUAACAUCGCUGCAUAAUAUCAUUGAGCUUACUGAAGCGAUGGUACAGCAGCAAAGUUCCUUGAUUGUUACACCAGAAUCAGAGUAUAGUUCCUAGACAAAACAUCAUAUAAAAUUGCAACUUUUCAAUUUGUUUUCGACUUAGAACAUGAUGUAACUAAGAGUCAAGUUUAAAUAAGAAAAUUACCCAAUUAUCUAAAUGCUAAUGGUCUAAUCCGAUUCAAUGAUUUAUGCUAAGCUAAGCUAAAAGUGCUCCGGCCAGAAAAUUGAUUUAUUAACAGUAAAACUACACUGACAAAACAAAACUCAAAGCUAAAAAUCAACUCUAGAUGACUUGCGCAAUGAUCCUAUUUCCAGAACAAGUGUUCCUUUAAAGGGUUUUUUUUUGUUUACAUUGUGAUUGAAGAGACGGGUUAGAUGCUAUCUUAAUCCAUGGUUGGUGUUUUUGUGUUUGUGUUACUCUUUGUGAAUAUAUUUAAUGAUCGUAUUGACAUAUUGCUGUAAGACGUGCGUUGAAAAAGUGGCAUAAUUUGGCACUUUUUCGAAGUAUGAAAUAUGAUAGGUGCCAAAUUUGUAACCUAAAUGAUUUUCAUAACCUCUGCAUGGAUCUUUGUCCGUGCAGAUGCCUUAAGAACCAUUUAACAUCUUGGUACAAAUACUAUUUUGACAAAUAAAGAAGAAAACACAAGUA